Telopea speciosissima is the source of this 1108-nucleotide messenger RNA. RefSeq names its product F-box protein At3g07870-like. The coding region runs from base 1 to 882 and encodes 293 amino acids. NCBI's taxonomy places the organism in Eukaryota, Viridiplantae, Streptophyta, Magnoliopsida, Proteales, Proteaceae. The transcript has 2 exons. The record is from RefSeq and is a predicted model, not a curated record. Gene Ontology annotation, molecular function: protein binding.
AUGCAGGGGCUACCAUUUGAAAUAAUAAAAGAAAUCCUCUCCAGAUUACCUGUUAAGUCUCUCUUGCGAUUCAGGUGCGUCUCCAAAGACUGGUGCUGUGUAAUUAGUGAUCCUUUUUUCAUUUCCCAACACCUCAAUCUAUCAUCUGAGUACAAAAUAGGUCUCUGCCUCACUAAUGGCCGUCUCUUUACUAUAACUUUUGAUGGGUUAUCAUCUACUGCAACAAUGGUUGAUAUUCCGUUUAAGGGUCUGGAGGAUAGUGUUGAAAUCUUGGGUUCUUGUAAUGGAUUGUUAUGUUUAUUUGUUUCUAAGCGUUUAUCUUCCUGGUUUCGUCACAUUAGCCCUAUAUAUUUGUGGAAUCCCGCUAUAAGUGAAUACAAGAAGCUUCCUGAUGCUCCAAUUGGGUCCCCAAGAAUUUGGGGAAUUAAUAAUACUGUGUUAGGGUUUGGUUAUGAUCCCAUUAAUAAUGAAUACAAAGUUGUAAGAAUUAUUUACUUCUGCGAGAGAGGAACUGAUCGCCUUAUUUAUAAGUCUGAUGUAAGGGUGUAUUCCCUGGGGACUGGGAAAUGGAAGAAACUAGGAGAUGCCCCUUUUGACAGCAGGGACUGUUCUUCAUCAAAGGUUGUAGUGAAUGGAUAUAUUCAUUGGCUAGCAACCCGGGAGAUCAAAUCAGUAAUUUCAGAGUUCAUAAUAUCUUUUGAUGUGCGAAAUGAGGUGUUUGAAGAGAUACAACAUCCUGAUUGUGGAGAAGGAGAUGAAACGCAUUGCAAUUUUGUUGCAUUUCUGGGAGGAUGUCUAUCUUUGGUUGGGUGCAUAUUUGGUAGAUGUGUUGAGAUAUGGGUAAUGAAGGAUUCUGGUGUGAAUGAGUCUUGGACUAAAUAGUUCACCAUUGAAUGGUCAUAUGGGUAUGGAGUCCCUACAGAAAUUUUGAAGAGUGGUGAGAUUCUAAAUAAGAAGGAUUCCCAAAAGCUGGUUUUGUAUAACCUUGAAAGCAAAGAGGAGAGAGACCUUGGAAUUUAUGGGCUUCCAAAUCAGUUUAACUUGUUUAUAUUCAUGGAGAGUCUUGUUCCACUUUCUGUUGGAAGUAGACAUGAGGAGCAUCAAUAGG